Molecule: messenger RNA, 849 nt
Organism: Eruca vesicaria subsp. sativa (arugula)
Lineage: Eukaryota; Viridiplantae; Streptophyta; Magnoliopsida; Brassicales; Brassicaceae
Source: the annotation of a GenBank genome assembly
AUGAGGGGAAGGAGCUACACCCCAUCACCACCACCACAUAGAGGAGGUCAUAAAGGGAGAGGUCGAAGCCUAAGCCCAAGCCCUAGCCCUAGAGGAGGCCGAUAUAGAGCUCGUAGCAGGAACCUCCGUACCAGUCUUUUCCUUCGCAAUCUAAGCCGUGACUGCAGGCAAGAUGAUCUCAGGAAGGCAUUUAAAAAAUUCGGUCCUAUCAAAGAAAUUUACUUGCCAAGGGAUCAUCAUAUUGGAGAUCGGAGAAAGUUUGGCUUCGUUCAUUUUGAGGAUCCUGCUGAUGCUGCUGAGGCAAAAGAUCACAUGGAUGGUGAUCUUCUUCUUGGGCGUAGGUUGGCUGUUGUGUUUGCAAGGGAUAGUGGUUAUAGAAGCUUUCGGGAUGGAAGGCGUAGUUCCCCUCGUUACUACUCUGGCUCGCCUAGCUCUUCUCGUUCUCCACCUCCCUCUAGAAGACAUCAUCACUCAAGUCGCAGGAAAGAAGGAUAUGAUAGGAGGAGAAGGUCUUACUCACGCUCACCCGCCUACAAUGGCUCAAGGGGUCGCAGUGAAAGUCCAGCCACAAGUAAGAGCCGCAGCAUAAGCCGUAGCCCACCCAGAAGAAGCAUAAGCCGUAGCCCGAGCAGAAACAGGAGUCGGAGCCGUAGGAGAAGAAGGAGCAACACACCUGUACCAGCGAGAAGGAGGAGGAGUCGGAGCCCUAGGAGAAGGAGGAGGAGUCGGAGCCGUAGGAGAAGAAGGAGCAACACACCUGUACCAGCGAGAAGGAGGAGUCGGAGCCCUAAGAGAAGAAGGAGCAACACACCUGUACCAGGGAGAAGUCACAGCCCACGUGGGGAGUAG